AUGUCACCUGUACCGUGGCUACUGGGCCUCUUCGCAUCACUUCCAGGCGCGGUGCGGACACUGAUCAAGUUUGACAGCAUCUGCAUGGCUGUACUUGCGUGGAAGGAAGCGAGUCAUGAGCGAGAGCCGGGUGAUGUUGACAACAAGACUACAUGGCUCACAUCGCCAGAUUUCCUGCCCCUCAUAUCCGCACCCUUCAAAGAUCCCAAAAUGGGCGCUGUAAUGCCCCUCAUUGGAGCCUGCCCUCACCACCAUCGCAGUCUCAUCAAGGCCUUCUACAACUUCCUCGGCAUGACUUAUCUUGUCUGCCGACACCAUGAGUGCAAAGCAGAUCGAGGAUGUGGAACCCACCGAGAGCGGUGA
Messenger RNA from Macroventuria anomochaeta, 363 nucleotides. Its product is annotated as glycosyltransferase family 2 protein. The record is from RefSeq and is a predicted model, not a curated record. Bases 1 to 363 code for a protein of 120 amino acids. The transcript has 2 exons. Lineage: Eukaryota; Fungi; Ascomycota; Dothideomycetes; Pleosporales; Didymellaceae.